Messenger RNA from Telopea speciosissima, 1296 nucleotides. RefSeq lists its product as uncharacterized. The transcript is spliced from 2 exons. The record is from RefSeq and is a predicted model, not a curated record. NCBI's taxonomy places the organism in Eukaryota, Viridiplantae, Streptophyta, Magnoliopsida, Proteales, Proteaceae. Bases 1 to 1296 code for a protein of 431 amino acids.
AUGAACACAAAAAUUACAGCCCUGGAGAGGGGAACAGCCCCAGAAGAAAGCUUCAGGCCAGGCCAACAUCCCUUUACAAGGGAGCUCAUGAGAGCAGAGCUUCCCAAGGGUUUUAAACCCCCUACAUUCGAGGGUUAUGAUGGGAAGGGCGAUCCCAACGACCACAUCAGUUACUUCAAUGCCAUGAUGAUAGUCUAUGGUGGGUCCGAUGUAGUAUCCUGUCGAUCUUUCCCCACCUCUCUCAAGGGGCCCGUGGCGUUGUGGUCCGCCAAAUUGAAGCCUAACUCAAUCCGAAGCUUCACAGAGUUGGCCAAGGCCUUUGUCAGCCACUUCCAGAGCAGUGUAAAGCAGAAGAAGACUGCAGCCAACUUGUUGGCUGUGAAGCAGCACUCUGAUGAGUCCAUCAGAGAUUAUAUCACCCGCUUCAACGUGGAGAGCUUGGAGAUCAAGGACCUGGAUGAUGCAAUGGCCUUCAACGCCUUGCACAAUGGGGUCACCAACCACGACCUGGUGAAAUCACUCGCGUUGGACCCAGUGGCGACCAUGCCGCAGCUAUUGGACCGUUGUUACCAAUUUGCCGACAUGUUCGAUAUCAUGAAGGCAAGAAAAGCAAUGGAUGGCAAAGUCCUUGAGAAAAAGAGGGCAAGUGAAAACAAUGAGAAGAGUAAGGACACCAAGAGAGCAAGGUCAGACAGAGACCAAAGUCCUGACUACACCCCGCUCAACACCACCAGGACCAAAAUCCUAAUGGAAGUCUAUGAUCGGGGACUGCUGCAGUGGCCCUGGCCAAUGUUCUCCAGACCGGAGGACAGAAACAAGAAUAAGUUCUGCGAGUUCCACAAAGACGUGGGCCAUGACACUAAGAACUGCAGGCAAUUGAAGAGAGAGAUUGAAGAUGUGAUCCAAAAGGGCCACUUAAGACGGUAUGUCAAAGGCGAUGUAAAGGAUAACACCCGAGGUUGGGAAGCCACGAGAAAUAAUCGUGGAAGGGACGACAGAGCUUGUAGAGGAGAUGAUCGAGAUCGCCAAGGAUGGGAGUCAGCCCGCAGAGCCAAGGCAAAGGCGAGGUUCAUGGCUGUGGCUGAAGUCCCUGAGAAGAAAGCGUGCACUGAGUCCGUCAUCACAUUCUCAGACAAGGACAUGGAGGGGCUGAGCUGGCCACACGACGAUGUUGUCGUGGUUCAGGCAGUUAUAGCCAAUAGACCAGUCCACAGGAUACUGGUGGAUACGGGGGCAUCUGUAGACAUGCAUCCUACGAUGCAUACUUGUAGUUUGGGUUUGAGCCGGGCACUUUGA